UUCGAAGAGAAUUAAUAAUACUUCCUGUUGGUCUCCAUGUUGGAAUACUAAAUUCAUAUGUACCUGGAUGUGCAGGUAAGGCUAUGACUGCAUAUCCUUCUGUACGGUAUCUGAAAUGAUAGAACACUUAAUUUAUAAUUAAUUAAUUAUAUAAAUUACAAAUGUAAUGUUAACAAUUAAAUAAUGUUACCUCGACCAUGUAUCAAGAGAUGUGACCAACAGUAAGAAUCUAGGCCAAAAUGGUAAAGUCUUUUUUGCAGUUAAUGCAUUGUCUGAUUUAAAAUCCAGAGAUAUUUCAGUAGCAUACCCAAAAUAUGCUGAUUUAUUUUUCAAAUUACACCGCUGAGUCCUUCCAAAUAAUCUAUCACUUUGGUCGGUACUCCAAUCUUCUGGUAACUGGAUAUAAUAUGAAACGCAAAGGCCAUCGAAAAUAAAUUCGUGAGCAGACAGAAUAUCAAGUUUUACAAAAACUUUAUGUAUCUGUGGUGUAGUUAGCUCGAAACUCGGAGAUAUUUCUGCUUCUUUAUACAUUAAUCUUUCUUUACUUUCCUAUAAGAGAAAAUAUAUUAAAAAGAUUUUUAUUAUUCAAUAUCAUUGAAUGAUUCGUUGUGUUUUUCUUUAGUAAAAUGUCGAUGUAAUAGAUUUCUUUAUUAAUACAAUUAAUUUGAUUUUAAAAUAUUUUGAAUAAUGAAUACCACAGUGCGUUUGUGCGCAGAAUGUAUUCAAAUUGCUUCGGUGAGCGGAUGUAGCAUACUCUAAGGGGCAAUAUAAACAGUAUAUAACUAUGUAUGAAUACAUGGAUGCACAUGUAUGAAUCCGACAAUACAAAUACGUAGAGUGUUCAAGCAACUAUUCACCGCCACAGAUUUCAGUUGGCUGUGGGACCACAGUGUGACGGUUAGGUUAUUUCUUUCGCGUAUUCAACAUUGUUACAAACAUAUUAAUUAUUAUUGUACUUUUCAAAUAUAACAAAAAUGAACAAAUUUACUAAAAUAAACGUGGCAAUAUACAUGUUUCCUGAAUAUAUUUCAACGGGAUACAAGCUGAAGCUAACAUCGAUUUAAUGUGCAACAGGAUUUCGAAUGAUGGAAAAACGAUUAUCGGUGUCAGUGAUAAAUGUUAAUUAAAUUCAAGAAACAUGUUUUAUCCACAGAGAGUCAUGAGGCAAAUCUCCGAAAUCUCCUACGUGGGUGGUUUCAAGCUGGUCAGAAUGUCAAGCAACCAAGGGGGAGAGUCGGGAGUAACAAUUCCCUUGCAAUAUAAUAAUUCUCAUUGGAAAGCUAUAUUUGAAAAGUAUGAUCUUGACGGCGAUGGAAAGAUCUCUUAUCAAGAACUAAAAGCUAUGAUACAUAGUUCUACUUAUUCCAAUGAUAUUCCAACGAGGGUUGUCCGUACAAUUAUGCGAAAUGCGGAUUUAGAUGAUUCUGGAUAUCUAGAUUACCCAGAAUUCAUAGCUAUGAUUCAUAGAAAAGAUAUGCAGGGUGUCUUUGGUCACCUUGUACAACGAUAUGUACAUUCAAUGGUACCGCAAAGGCCGUCUGCUUUCCAAACAGCCUCCAGUGAUUAUACAGAUGGACAAUACGAAGAGGAAUAUACCUGCAAACCUCCUGCCUUGGCAAUGAUAAUUAUAUCCGUAUUGGAGAUUACUUUAUUUUUGUACGAUGUGAUCGCACACAAAUCCUUAUCCGUAGAAGGGCCAGCAGCUACUUUAUUUAUUUAUAAUCCACAUAAAAGGUUCCAAGCAUGGAGGUAUCUGACAUACAUGUUUGUGCAUGUGGGUGUAUUUCAUCUGGUGGUAAAUCUACUUGUACAGAUAAUGCUCGGUAUUCCAUUGGAAAUGGUGCAUAAAUGGUGGAGAGUAUUGACUAUUUAUAUAGCGGGUGUUGUAGCAGGAUCUCUUGGCACAUCUGUUUCUGAUCCUCGAGUAUAUUUAGCAGGUGCAUCAGGUGGUGUUUAUGCAUUAAUCACUGCUCAUGUGGCAACUAUUGUAAUGAACUGGUCACAAAUGGAAUUUGCGGUAAUGCAAUUGUUAGUAUUCCUCGUCGUGACUUCGUUUGAUAUUGGUCAAGCAAUAUACAACCGCUAUGUAUUAGAAACGCACGAUCAAGUGGGUUAUGUUGCUCAUUUUGCUGGUGCCAUUGCAGGGCUACUUGUGGGCAUAAAUGUUCUUCGUAAUCUUGAAGAACAAACAUGGGAGAAAGUUGUAUGGUGGGCUAGUAUUAUUACUUACACUGUACUUAUGACUGCCGCUAUUUUAUGGAAUAUUUUAUAUACUUCUUACUAUGAUCAAUUAUAACAUUAUACUCUCGUAUGUUCAUUUUUUUGGCAUUGCGUUUUUUGUCGAAGAUCAAAUGUGUCUUCCCGUUGAAUAAACAAACGCAAGCACAAAUUCGCCAUUAAAAUAAUUGAAGAGUCAAUUAUAGUACAUACCUUGCAUUUUUGAAUAACAUAUUCAAUAGUCAAUGCAAUUAUACCUGAUUCACAGGUGUACAAGGAGUACUAUUAUAUUACAUACUGUGAUAUAAGAUGCCUGUAUGUAACACAAAAAGUAGAUGUUAAACAUGAUAGAAAUUUUUGCACAUUCAAUAUUAAUUACAACAAAUCAAUGCAUAAAUAUGAUAGAGAGAAUUAUUUAACGAGGAACGAUUAAAGCUUAACGAAAGUGAUCAAACUUUCUCGAUUGAAGUCAAUAUUUGGGCAGCUAAAUUAUAAUUGUCGAACUACGUGGUGCUAAUUAUACCAAUAUUCUAAAGAUAAAACACAUGACGUCCAAAAAAUAAAAAUUCUAUUCUUAUUUAAUUGUCGAAAGUGUAUUACUACGGUUUCAAUAUUUUGACGUUCUUUAAGUAAUGUUUAGUUACUUAUAGUAUUCAAACAAGAACAAUAUAUAGUGUAUGCGCAAAGUAUUGUUGCUAUAGGAGAAUUGUUAAUGGAAAUCUCGAAAAUUUUUAUAUGAUAAGUUACUGCAAUUAAUUAUGCCAUGUAUUUAUGAUUCACUAUAUCAUGUACCUGAUUUGCAACUUACCGAUGCGUAAUGGAAAUACUUUGAGUGUAUAUUUUUAAUACUUGAAUGCAAUUCUUUUUUAGAAUUUACUGAACAUCAUGUAACAUGCAUUAUCAUUGAACAAACGCAAAAUUCAAGAAACUUUCACAAUAUGUUAUUAUACCAAAAAAGUAUUUUCAUUCUAAAAUAUAGCCGUGAAUCAUAGGGCGUAUUUUUUGGGUCAAUAUAUAGUCUUAAGAUUAUUAUUAAUUAUUCUUUUAACAGUAGUAGACCUUUAGUAGUUCCAAUGAUUAUUUAAUUUCGCGCAUAAUCAUACUAAUUUUGCUACUUAGUUAAUUAAGGUCAGCCUAAGUAAAGAUGUUCCAAGUGUCCUUAAAAUAUACAUACGUUUAGAUUUGUACGCGCACAAAUCGGAACACAGUUUUAAGCAAUACAAUGCUAAUCGCGGAAGAUAAUACAAUUUCUUUAUUUAUCCGAAUAAAACAAAUUCAUUAUUAUUAAAUAAAUAAAUUAUAAAUCGUAACAAAACAUUGAAAGUUACUAUUAUAUACAAUUGCGUCAUUUUGUUUCUCGUAAAGUUCAUUCGGACGUUAACUUUCCUUCAACGUUCGUAUGAUUUUAAUUGAAAGUAAUCGAAGAUCGUCAGACGAAACUGAAUAGCGAGUAAUAAUGAGAUUAUCCUGCAAAUUAUCAGGACGUAUAGCUAGCUUAAGAAUGUUUGUUUAUUGUGAAAGCCGUAAACAAUGGUUAGCCUUGGAAAAGAAAGUAUUCUUCGCGAAAAUAUAUGUUUACAAGUGAAAUGUAACGUCGAUCUCGAGAGACAGGGUAAAAUAUGUAUCACAAGAAACGCAAUUGCAACAGGUCUUCGAUGUUGUUGAACAAAAGGAUUUGCUGAGGAACCUCCAUCAUCCCCUAUUUGUUAAUCGUAUUUAUUAUACAACUCUUCGAGUCUUAAGUACUGUUCAUAUAUUAUCUCUUUGUAAGUUUUGUAAUAAAUGUCAAAAUAAAAGAAGAACGUGAAAAUGCA
Molecule: messenger RNA, 4031 nt
Organism: Megalopta genalis
Lineage: Eukaryota; Metazoa; Arthropoda; Insecta; Hymenoptera; Halictidae
Gene: rho-4
Product: rhomboid-4
Cellular component (GO): membrane
Molecular function (GO): calcium ion binding; serine-type endopeptidase activity
Source: RefSeq, a predicted model, not a curated record